Messenger RNA from Abrus precatorius (Indian licorice), 1157 nucleotides. RefSeq lists its product as uncharacterized. The coding region runs from base 147 to 764 and encodes 205 amino acids. The record is from RefSeq and is a predicted model, not a curated record. The transcript has 6 exons. NCBI's taxonomy places the organism in Eukaryota, Viridiplantae, Streptophyta, Magnoliopsida, Fabales, Fabaceae.
CUCCACUCGUCCCUGCUUCCUUCCACAGGUAUUCCUUCUGCAACGUCUUUGUGCUUAUCACUUCCGACCAUAAUUCCUAGGAGACUCGUUUAAGGUUCUAUGUUUUGAAAGUUUGCUACGGCAACUGAUUCCUCUUUUCUUCAGCGAUGGCUUGUGUUCCACAUCAAAAUGCAAAUUGUACCCUUUUAUUCCAAAAAUGUGCAAUUUCCCAUGUGGGUAUUUCUUCUUUGCCCUUCUUGCAACCUGGAGUAAAAUCUUGUACACUUUUUAACAAAGGAACACUCAGUCCCCAGUGCUUGAAUGGAAAGAGGAGUUUUCCUUUACCAGAAAAGAGAUUUAGUUGGAAGUUUUCGAAGAAAGAGAGAUUAUAUAUUCCUAGAAGUAGUAAUUCUCCGAACUCAAAUGGAAAUACGGAUGAACAAUCUGAUGAGAAAGAGGUGAAGACACCAUUUGGAUACACAAGGAAAGAUGUCCUAUUAAUUGGACUUGGAAUUACUUUACUUGGCAUUGGCUUAAAAAGUGGAUUGGAGUUUGUUGGAGUUGAUUCACUACAAGCCGGAAAUGUAGUACAGUUGGUGCUGGUUUUGGGCCUCACCGUUGGGUGGAUCUCAACAUAUAUCUUCAGAGUUUCAAACAAGGAUAUGACAUAUGUACAACAAUUACGUGACUAUGAAGACAAAGUGAUGCAGAAGCGUUUAGAGUCCCUAACAGAAGCGGAGCUAGAAGCACUGCUUCAAGAAGUUGAGGAAGAGAAGAGUCGUUAGCUGGUGGUGCAAAGGUGGAUUGAAGUAGCUUGUUUGUAUAUAUACACUGAAAUUUUUCCACUGUAAUUGAAAUAGAAAUUUUAAUCUAAUGAAACUAGUUUAGAAAAUUUUUACCUAUGCUUGCUUCAGUUUACUCACAGUCAAAAAGAUGACCCUUCAAAACCCAUAGUAUUCUGUUCACCAGAAAUUCCAGAUAAGGUAAGUCUCUAAGGUAGCAUGACAAUGCUUUUGAAUUCUAUAAUUUUGUGGUUUUCCUUGGUACUGUGCUGUUCACCUAUGAACCUCAUGCCAUAAUGAAGAAUGUUGAAGGUAAUUUUGGAGCUUGGCCCAGCAAUUUUCCUCAUAACCUGAAUUAUUAAGUAGCUUACUUUUUGGUCUUAUGUUCCCUAGCUC